This is a messenger RNA of Mus caroli (Ryukyu mouse), 2710 nucleotides long. The record is from RefSeq and is a predicted model, not a curated record. Lineage: Eukaryota; Metazoa; Chordata; Mammalia; Rodentia; Muridae.
ACGCUAGCGUCAGGCCAGUCCCGGCAUGCUUCGCGGCCGCCCGCGGUCUAGCGCACUGAGGCAUCUUCCCGAGAGCGGCCGUGCCUCCGCGUCUCUGCACUGCGCACCCCGUCCGGCCGCCCGGUCGCCCCCGCCGCCCGCCCGUGCGUCCGAGCGGCCGCAGCCCUCCGCCGAGGGCGCCCCGGGACGGAAGGGUCCAGCAGCCUGCCGGCGCCCGCCGCGCUCGUGGUCGCCGUCGCCGUGGUCGUCGUGGUCGUGUCCGCCGUCGCCUGGGCCAUGGCCAAUUACAUCCACGUCCCGCCCGGCUCGCCCGAGGUGCCGAAGCUCGACGUGACGGUGCAGGACCAGGAGGAGCAGCGCUGCCGCGACGGCGCCCUGAGCCUGCUGCGGCACCUGCGGCCNCACUGGGACCCGCGGGAGGUGACCCUGCAGCUGUUCACAGAUGGGAUCACAAACAAGCUCAUCGCCUGCUAUGUGGGUGACACCAUGGAAGAUGUAGUUCUGGUGAGGAUUUACGGCAACAAGACUGAACUGUUAGUNGACCGAGAUGAGGAAGUGAAAAGUUUCCGCGUGCUGCAGGCUCACGGCUGUGCACCUCAGCUCUACUGCACCUUUAAUAACGGACUGUGCUAUGAGUUUAUCCAGGGCGAAGCUUUGGACCCGCAGCAUGUCUGCAACCCAGCCAUUUUCAGGCUAAUAGCUCGUCAACUUGCUAAAAUCCAUGCUAUUCAUGCGCACAAUGGCUGGAUCCCCAAGUCUAACCUAUGGCUAAAGAUGGGAAAAUACUUCUCUCUCAUUCCCACCGGAUUUGCUGAUGAAAACAUUAAUAAAAGGUUCCUGAGUGAGAUCCCAAGCCCUCAGCUUCUGCAGGAGGAGAUGACUUGGAUGAAAGAGGUUCUCUCAAGCCUGGGCUCACCUGCGGUCCUUUGCCAUAAAGACCUGUUGUGUAAGAAUAUAAUCUACAACGAGAAACAAGGUGACGUACAGUUCAUUGAUUAUGAGUAUUCUGGAUACAACUACNUGGCAUAUGAUAUUGGAAAUCAUUUCAAUGAAUUUGCAGGUGUCAGCGAUGUAGACUAUAGUCUCUAUCCUGAUCGAGAGCUCCAGGGCCAGUGGCUGCGCUCUUACCUUGAAGCUUACAAGGANUAUAAGGGCUUUGGCAGUGAUGUCACUGAGAAGGAAGUGGAGACACUCUUCAUCCAAGUCAAUCAGUUUGCGUUGGAGCAAUUGUGCCUUGGCCAAGGAGACCCUCCAGCCUGCCCAGAUGUCAGUAUUGGAGCCAGCUGAACGCAGGCCCUGCUCCCAACCUCUGAUGGAAGUCGACCUUCACAUGGCUCCAAUUUCAGCCAUUUCAAGCAUGAGAGCUAGAGUUUGGUUUCCCAGAACCCACAUAAAAAAGGCAAGUGUGGUGACGUGUGUUUUCACAGCCUCAGCUCUGAGGAGGCAGAGGCAGGAGGAGCCCUGGGGCCCUGCCCAGUGUAGGAGGAAGUGGGAACUGAAGAGCUACCCAACUGAGUCCUUCUGCAUUCGGUGUGGCAUUUGAAAUUCUCCUUUGCAAGUAGACUCAGAAUUCUAUGAUUGUCAGAAGCACGUGGAAAGAUUUUUUAAAAAAAUAUCUGUUUGCUUAUUAUUAACAAAGUAACUAGUUAAUCUAUGUGUGGCCAGGUGCAUGCCCCAGCCUCAGUGCAGUCAAUGUACAUGUAGCAGACAGAGGAUACCUUGUGGCAGUCUGUUCCCUCCAACUUUGUGAACUCUGGGUUCACAGUUUUGGUGGCAAGCCUCUUUACCUGCUGAGCCAUCUCACUGGCUCUGGAAAGAUUUUUUUUUUUUUUUAAAGACUGUAGAGGUCUGUCCUCCACCUUAGACUCAUUGACUGUAAAUCUUGGGAAGACCCGGGAAGAACCUUUUAAGUCUUCCAAUUGACUGUGAUCUAUCAGGUCUUGGCUUUUGGAGGGAUGAGUGGGCUUCUCCGGGAGUGGUGAAUCUGGGUGAAGUUACUGUUCUAAAUAGACCGUGUGUUUGGUGAAAGGCACAACUCGAGCGGGUGUUAUCCUCUCCCCUCUCAUCUUUGAGCAUCCAGAUUGCUGUUUCCAACCACUGGACGCUGUGAGUGUUUCCUGGAUUGGUCUGCUGUAUCGGGUCUUUACUUCUGUUCUAGUGGCUUCUUGGCCAUCUGGUAAUUGUGUUGAUGGGAGCCAAAAUGGAAAACAGAGGGCACUAUUAGCUCAAACUCCAGAACAUAACAGUUGUCUGACUUUCCACCAACCCUGCCAACACUAGGCCAAUGACAAUAUUGUUUCUAACCCGCGUGCAUCCCCCAGGCCAAGUUGGAAACUUGUUCCUUGCAGCAACAGGAACAAGUCUGCCACACUGAUGGACAAGAUUCAGAAAGUUCAGAAUUAAGGAUCUGGUCCAAGAGUUUUAUCAGCAUCAAGAAAUCCUCUCCAUCAGGCCUGGGGUAGGAUGACGAGCAUUCCCGUCUUCUUUGUCUAGUUCCCUGGAGCUUUUUGAAAAUUGUUGAAAAAGGACCAAAUGGAAUGGACCAAACUGCUGUAUUAGUGUUCCGUUAGCCAGCAAGCUAAUUAUUAUUUUUUUUUUUCUGACAAAUGUCUGUGAGGAGGGUGUUACAGCAUCCUGAUUUAUGGCUACUUCACUUUGCAAGUCAUAUGCUCAGUUAGAAGAGCACAAAUAGAAGGAUAUUUUAAAUGCC